Messenger RNA from Acanthopagrus latus (yellowfin seabream), 3744 nucleotides. Its product is annotated as protein NLRC3-like. The transcript has 6 exons. The record is from RefSeq and is a predicted model, not a curated record. The coding region runs from base 106 to 2697 and encodes 863 amino acids. NCBI's taxonomy places the organism in Eukaryota, Metazoa, Chordata, Actinopteri, Spariformes, Sparidae. Gene Ontology annotation, biological process: regulation of apoptotic process.
CAGGAUCAAAAUAUGAGAGAUGAUUCACUUCACCACAUUGUGACUCUAGCUGACAGCUGUUCGUAACCGGACUUCAUCUUACGUGAGGACUGCUUCAGACCAGUUAUGGUGGAAAAGGACUGUUGUAAUUCUUGUUUGACAGCAAUCAGGGUGCUGCGAGCUUCCCUCGUGGACGAACUAGAAGGAAGGAUCGACUCUCUGCUGGAAAUCCUAGUGAGUCGGGAGGUGUUCACUCGGGAUGACCGCGAGGAGGUGUUGUGUCAGCUGGGGCCCCGGGCAAGAGUGAGACAGGUGUUGGACAUUCUGGAGUGUAAAGGCGAGGAAGCAGCUCAGACAUUUCUUUCUGUUAGCAGUCAACAAGAAACACAAACGCAUUCGGAAAGAGGCGGUGAAGAUCAGUCUCAGUUCAAAGAGUAUGACAAACUCAAACAAAAGCACAGGGAUGUCCUCCGGCGCCGAAGUGAAAGCAUGCUCUUCUACAACACGCGACACGGAGAGAAAAUCCUUUUUUCCGAACAUUAUGUCAACCUGUUGUUGGUGGACGGACACCAGGCCCUGGAGGUGAAGAGACACGAGAUUCUGACAUUUGGACAAAACCGACUGUCUUUUCAGCAGAAGUCGGUGGUGCACAGGAAAAUUGCACCAGCUGAACUCUUUUCAUGCAAAAAUGGAAGCCGUCCAGUUAAGAAAGUUCUGGUGACAGGAGUGGCCGGUAUCGGCAAAACCAUCCUGGUGCAGAAGAUGCUGUUUGAUUUCGGGGGAAACCGGGACAAUCUUGGAUUUGACUUCAUCAUCCACAUGACCUUCAGGGACUUGAAUCUGAUCGACAAGCCUACAAACCUCCGGGAGCUGGUCUUGCGUAAAAACAGGCACCUGGCGAAGGAGCUGGAUAAUAUUUUAGCCAAUGACGACAAACUGCUGAUCAUCUUGGACGGCUUCGACGAGUUCAGACACUACAGGAGCUGUGACGUAGACGUGUUCGUGUCCGAGCCAGAUGAAGAUGCAGAGGUGGUGGAGGUCUUUGGGAGUCUGAUGCAGGGUGAACUGCUGCCCAAUGCUUCUGUCAUGCUCACAAGUCGACCUGCAGCUAUCAACCACAUCCCUGUUGGCUGCAUCGACCGCUUCGUGCUCAUUGCUGGCUUCUCCUUGACUGAAGUUCAAGACUUCUUCUUACGUUACUUCCAAGACAGAGCCGUCGCUGGCCGCAUGUUCGCUGUUGUAUCAGAGAAUGAAUUAAUGCUGACACUCUGCUACAUACCUGCAUUCUGCUACAUUGUGUGCUGCAUCCUGAAGGAGAGCGAAGACCUCUGUGGAGAGAGCCCCAAGACCAUGACUGACAUUUACGUGCAGUAUCUGGUGGCCUUGCUUCGCUCUCACACUCAGGCAAGAGCCGAAACACUUCUUCAACAGCAAAAAGCACCGGCUGUCCAGCAGCUGUCCGACGUCGUCCUGAGGCUGGGCCGACUCGCCUUCCAGAAGCUGAUGGAGCAUCAGACGCUGUUCUACAGCAGCGACCCUGAUGUGGCGGCGUUAGAGGGAUGCAGCCUCGUGAGCACCUUCCUCGACAAGACGGUGGCACAAGAGCCCGGCUGUGUUGAGGAGGUUUACUCGUUUGCACACCUCACUGUUCAAGAGUUCUUUGCUGCAGUUUAUUGUGCAGUGACGGAUCACCCUUUCCCUGAUGCGCUUCAGCACAGCGACACAAGUCCAGGGGAGGGGUCCAACUACGGACAUCUGGACCUUUUCAACCGUUUCCUCUCUGGAAUCCUUUCUGAGCGCAAUGCUCAUCUUCUGUCGAGGCAGGUAGGGCUGCAUUGCCAUGAAGAAAAAGUAGACUCCUAUCGCCAGAAGAUCAUCAGACAACUGACAAUGCUCUGUGAAAAUGGGGCUCAUAUCUUAAACCACUUACACUGUCUGUUUGAGCAACAGGACUCCUCUUUGGCACUUGCUGUACAACCGAAGACACUGCGAGUUAAUGUUAGCGAUGAAGCACUCUCCCAAAUGGAUUACAACACCAUCAAAUACUUCCUAAACCUCACCAGGGGCAAAAUAUCCGAGCUGGAUCUGACAGGGACAGGAGUCAGCUACGAGGCACUUAGAGAUAUGCAGCCCCUGCUGCUCAGAUGUGAGAGUCUCUGGCUUGGAGAGAACAACCUCUCUAUGGACGCAGUUCAGGUCAUUGCUGAUGUGCUGCAAGAGUCGGAGAGUAUAACCUACCUCGGACUUGGAUGGACAGACAUUGGCGACAAUGAACUGCUGGCUCUUGCUAAUGCCAUACGGAUGAAACCAAAGCUUCAGCAGUUGUGGAUGGAGGGGAACCGAGUGACCCAGAGAGGUCUGCUGUCCCUCAUGGACUUGACCCCAGAUCCUCUGAAUAAAGUUGUCGCUAUUUGGAAUGACCUGACUGACACAGAGUCCCAGUGCACCAAAGAAAGCAUAACUGUGAACUUCACAGACGACAACACGUGGGAAGGGUGGGGGGCAUGGGUCUUCAGAAGGUGUGAGGUCAGCAGCAAUGAGAAGUUAGUGAUGGUGCUCCACAAAGUGUGCAACAUAUCUGUUCACUGCUUAGAGGCCCAGUGGGCAAAGACCUUCUACAGGAAGCUGGCACAGCUCAUCACCAGCAGGAUCGAGUGCUGCACUGAGGACGACAUGCGCAAGAAGCUCAAAAGGUUUGAGAGCGUUUUGAACCUCUGACAGAGAGAAAUCUACACCAGCCUCAGGUUAUAAGCUAUGAAAGAUGGGUCAAAUGUCUGCUGGAUGCUUUGUGUGAGACAAAGUGAACAUAAAAGAGCUUUCAUCCUUCACUGCAACAUUAUAUGGGGGAAUGACAUACUGCCUCCAUCAUACUGUUAGUAUGUCAUAGUUUUGAUACUGUUAUUUUAGGUGCUGUUAACAAUUAUUAUUGCUAUUAACUGAACAUAUUUUUCUUGAUGGAUGUUGGACGCUGUUUGUAUUAGGAUUAUUUAUGUUUUUGUGUGGGGGAAAAGGUACAUUUCAAUAGACAUUUUCUGAAAAGAAGCAAAACCAAACAAACAAAAUCAACGAUAACAUUUCUUCUUGCCUGUGUACAUCAAGACCUACAGCUUAUAAAACAUAAAUACAGCUGAUGAAAGCAUCUGUGGGGCAAGUGUCAGUCCAUGGUUUUAAUCACUGGACAAAGUGGUGGCUGUAAAUUAUAACAUGGGAGUAAAAGUGCACCAAAGGGAAAAAAGACACAACACAAAAGGUGCUUACUGGCCCGUACGGGGAUCGAACCCGCGACCUUGGCGUUAUUAGCACCACGCUCUAACCAACUGAGCUAACCGGCCAGAUGGCACCCCAAUAUGGGGCAAAUGCCUUCAAAUACGUCAGUGUACACGACUUUAUCUUGCGUUAUUAUGGGGUACAGUUCCCUCUCCGCUACUUACCGAAACACACAGAUAACAAGAGAAAAAAUAAAGGUCUCAGGAUAUACUAAACGUUGGCGAAAUGCUGAUGAAACUGCAAAUGGCUGACAGGACUACUUGAACAGGUUGCGUACAGCCCGGAUGUGGUGUUUUACUCCUCCAGAUAUAACCACAAACCGUUUCAUAUGAAUGUUUACAAUCAGUUUACAAUUAAAUAUUUUAAACUUGUAUCUACUGAGCUACUUUGUUAUGUUGUCGUGAUUUCUAUUUCACAUAUCAAUUGUAUAUUCUCUUCGUGUCGAGCAUUGUAUUCCGCUCUUAUAUAUUUGACUUUUACAAAAUACGACCUACUGUA